Elephantulus edwardii (Cape elephant shrew) is the source of this 2955-nucleotide messenger RNA. It is a transcript of the gene SSH1, whose product is annotated as slingshot protein phosphatase 1. The transcript has 14 exons. Gene Ontology annotation, cellular component: cytoplasm. Gene Ontology annotation, molecular function: actin binding; protein tyrosine/serine/threonine phosphatase activity. Bases 1 to 2955 code for a protein of 984 amino acids. NCBI's taxonomy places the organism in Eukaryota, Metazoa, Chordata, Mammalia, Macroscelidea, Macroscelididae. The record is from RefSeq and is a predicted model, not a curated record. Gene Ontology annotation, biological process: actin cytoskeleton organization; protein dephosphorylation; negative regulation of actin filament polymerization.
AUGCCCUUAAGCGAGAGCUUCUUCAUGGUGAAAGGAGCUGCCCUCUUCUUACAACAGGGAAACAGCCCUCAAGGCCAGCGGAGUCUGCAGCAUCCCCACAAGCAUGCAGGCGACUUACCCCAACACCUGCAAGUCAUGAUCAACCUUCUGCGCUGUGAAGACAGGAUCAAGCUGGCAGUGCGUUUAGAGAGCGCCUGGACAGACCGCGUCCGGUACAUGGUGGUGGUGUACAGCAGUGGACGUCAGGACACCGAAGAGAACAUACUGCUGGGAGUUGACUUCUCCAGUAAGGAAAGUAAAAGCUGCACCAUCGGGAUGGUGCUCCGACUCUGGAGCGACACAAAAAUCCACCUGGACGGAGACGGCGGCUUCAGUGUGAGCACCGCCGGGAGGCUGCACGUCUUUAAGCCCGUGUCCGUCCAGGCCAUGUGGUCGGCCCUGCAGGUCCUCCACAAGGCCUGUGAGGUGGCACGGAGGCACAACUACUUCCCCGGUGGUGUGGCCCUCAUCUGGGCCACCUACUAUGAAAGCUGCAUCAGCUCAGAGCAGAGCUGCAUCAACGAGUGGAAUGCCAUGCAGGACCUGGAGUCCACGCGGCCCGACUCCCCGGCCCUGUACGUGGACAAGCCAACGGAAGGGGAGAGGACCGAGCGCCUCAUCAAAGCCAGGCUCCGCAGCAUUAUGAUGAGCCAGGAUCUGGAGAAUGUGACCUCCAAAGAAAUACGAAACGAGCUGGAGAAGCAGAUGAACUGUAACUUGAAAGAAUUCAAGGAAUUCAUUGACAACGAGAUGCUCCUGAUCCUGGGACAAAUGGACAAGCCUUCCCUUAUCUUCGACCACCUCUAUCUCGGCUCUGAAUGGAAUGCAUCCAAUCUGGAGGAGCUGCAGGGCUCAGGCGUUGACUACAUCUUGAAUGUAACGAGAGAAAUAGAUAACUUUUUCCCUGGUUUAUUCGCAUACCAUAACAUCCGCGUCUACGACGAAGAGACCACAGACCUCCUCGCCCAUUGGAACGAAGCGUAUCAUUUUAUAAACAAAGCCAAGAGGAACCAUUCCAAGUGCCUGGUCCAUUGCAAAAUGGGGGUCAGCCGCUCAGCGUCCACCGUCAUCGCCUACGCCAUGAAGGAGUUCGGCUGGCCGCUGGAGAAGGCCUACAACUACGUGAGGCAGAAGCGCAGCAUCGCACGGCCCAACGCCGGCUUCAUGAGGCAGCUGUCCGAGUACGAGGGCAUCUUGGAUGCGAGCAAACAACGCCACAACAAGCUCUGGCGACAGCAGAGCGGGAGCACCCUCCAGCCUGCCGGGGGCAACCCUGCAAACCCUGGGGACUUCUUGCCAGAGGCCCUGGAUGGCUCCCUGGAUGCCCAGCUGCAAGGCCUGGACGAUGCUGCCCACCCUGGACUCCCGAGUAGAGGGGCCUCAGGAGGGCCCACCGCCCCCUGCUAUUUCCGCCGACUCUCCGACCCUCUCCUGCAUUCCCCAGACGAGGACGCUGGCAGCCUGGUCCAGCUGGAUGACCUGGAGAGGGAUGCUCUGGUGGAGGAAGCCCCCCCGCUGGCCGAGCCGUGUAUGCCCACCCUGCAGCCCGCAGAAGGUUCCAGACUCUGCGAGCAGGAAGUGAAGAAGAAACUGGACUUCGGGAUCCCCAGUGCCCAGCAUGGCUCCCUGGCCCCAGUGGAGGAGAUGGAAAGAGAGGGGUGCCCAGCAGUGGGCAGUGCUGGAAGGGCCCCCACCCAGCUUGAUAAAAAUUUACUCAACCGGGAAAAUAUAAAUAACAACAACAGCAAGCAGAGCUGCCCCGAGGACUUCGAGCAUGAUGCCAUCUUUGGGAUCCUGAACAAAGUGAAGCCUUCCUACCAGUCCUGUACCGACUGUAUGUACCCGGCAGCCAGCAGGGGCCCUGAGGCCUUUGGGGAGCAACGUGAGAACCCUAGCGCCCUGGCCAUCUGCACCCAACCCACCUUCCUGCCCCACCUUACGUCCUCCCCCAGGGCCCAUGUGGCCAGCAGGUCCCGUGCUCUGGAGAAGCUGGCCGCCGGCCCCACCGAGACUCCUGCUUCUCUGCCACCAGCCAGCCCUUUGGAGUCUUCCCAAGAAGCUCCCAAAACUCUGCCCAAGUCCCUCCUCCUGAAAAAUGACGGUGACAAGCCCCUUCCUCCCAGCCUGGAUGUGGUGAGAGAGGACCCUUCCGCCAGGAAAGAGCUGAAGCCAGCUAAGGACCUGCGGCUGCUGUUCAGCAGAGAAGCCGAGAAGCCGACCAGCAGCAGCUACCUGAUGCAGCACCAGGCAUCCAUCAUCCAGCUGCAGAAGGCGGGCUUGGUCCGCAAACACACCAAAGAGCUCGAGAGGCUGAGGAGCUCGCCCGGCGACAUGGGGACCUGCAGGGACGGCAGGCUAGAGGCCAGCAUCCCUGAGGAGAAUCAGGAGCUGACUCUGGAGAGUGAGGAAAAAUCAGAGGCGCUCCCUCCAGUAUACGAAGGCCCCACCCUCAGGAGUCCCCCUCCCUGGCUGUACCGCCUGGACCAUACCAGCCACUUCUCGAAAGACUUCCUCAAGACCAUCUGCUAUACACCCACCUCGUCUCCCAUGAGCUCCAACCUGACCCGGAGCUCCAGCAGCGACAGCAUCCAUAGCGUGCACGGGAAGCCGGGCCUGGUCAAGCAGCGGGCGCAGGAGAUCGAGACCCGCCUCCGCUUAGCCGGCCUCACCGUCUCCUCUCCACUCAAGCGCUCCCACUCCCUGGCCAAGCUGGGAAGCCUCAACUUCUCCACCGAAGACCUGUCCAGCGAGGCUGACACGUCCGCCAUCACCGACCCCCAGAACCCCAGGUUCAGUAAGUCUUCCUUCUCACGUGAGCCCCAGCCGACUCCAGGAGACGCAGUCACAACCUCGAAGCUGCCAGGUCCACCUGCCCCUGGGGACCUGGUCAGCCCUUCUAGGGGGAGCAAAAGCUGA